This is a messenger RNA of Hyla sarda, 855 nucleotides long. RefSeq lists its product as uncharacterized. The transcript is spliced from 2 exons. Lineage: Eukaryota; Metazoa; Chordata; Amphibia; Anura; Hylidae. The record is from RefSeq and is a predicted model, not a curated record. The coding region runs from base 5 to 769 and encodes 254 amino acids.
CUCCAUGACUCCUCAUCUCCUGCUCAUCUAUAACAUCCCACGUGACUUCUCCUACUGUCUGAUGACUUUUACAAUAUUUCUUCCACAUCUCUUGAAUCAGGGUGAAGAUCCGAACAAUAUUAAAGCUACAGAGACAGAUGUGAGCGGCGAUGAGCAGGAUAAGGAGAACUUUCCUACGGAGAAAGAUCUGAUCUAUAUUAAUGCUACAGACAUAAAGGAAGAAGAAGAGACAGAUGUGAGCAGUGAUGAGCAGUAUAAGGACAUUCCUACAGGGGAAGAUCUGAUCUAUAUUAAUGCUCCAGAGACAGAUGUGAGCCAUAAUAAGCAGUAUAAGGAGGACAUUCCUACAGAAAAAGAGCUGCUCUAUAUUAAUACUACAGACAUAAAGGAAGAACAAGAGACAGAUAUGAGCGGUUAUGAGCAGUAUAGGGAGGACAUUCCUACAGGGAAAGAUCUGAUCUAUAUUAAUGCUACAGACAUAAAGGAAGAACAAGAGACAGACGUAAACAUUGAUGAGCAGUAUAAGGAGGACAUUCCUAUAGGGAAAGAUCUGAGCUAUAUUAAUGCAACGGACAUAAAGGAAAAACAAGAGACGGAUGUCAGCAGUGAUGAGCAGUAUAAGGAGGACAUUCCUACAGGGAAAGAUCUGAUCUAUAUUAAUGCUACAGAUAUAAAGAAAGAAGAAGAAGAGACAGAUGUGAGCGGUGAUGAGCAGUAUAAGGAGGACAUUCCUACAGAGAACCGCACUGUCAGCAGGAUUUCCAUGUAGACGACUAGAGGAAUAAUUUGGGAUAUUUCCCAGCACUUCUGUAUUGCUGGGGGCUCUGAACCGCCUCGGCUGUCGUCUGAUUUGUG